UACCCGGACCAGUUACACGGCGGAGGUUUCUACACGAAACUAUUACUCUGCUGCACACGACGGAAGACUCGCUAUUGUGUUUGUUCAGUUAUAAUAUUUGUUCUUUUUCUGCGGGGAACAUUUUUGUAAAACAAUGAACGAGUGGAGUCCUCUGGCGAAAGUCUAUGACCCCCUCAAGGCUGGCAGCAUCGACAGCACAGAUGUCGAGCCUCAUGACCGGGCCAUAUGGAGGGCAAUGAAUGCCAACUACAAGCCCAACAAAGAUGUAACGGGUGACCCUCAGCUCACACUGUUUGUCGCACGGCUCAACAAAACCACAUCAGAAGAAGACAUUCGCGCCGUUUUCUCCAGAUUCGGUGACAUCCGACGGCUGCGGCUCGUCCGGGACGCUGUGACCGGCUUCUCUAAAGGCUACGCUUUCGUGGAGUACAAGGAGGAACGCUCUCUAAUGAGAGCAUGGAAAGACGGCAACAAGAUGGUCGUAGACCAGCACGAGCUCUUUGUGGACUUUGAGCAGGAACGUACGCUGCAGGGAUGGAUACCUCGCCGGCUCGGUGGCGGCCUGGGAGGAAAGAAAGAGUCGGGCCAGCUGAGGUUCGGAGGCAGGGACAGACCAUUUAGGCGACCCAUAAACUUGCCCGGUGCGAUGACCAGACCAGUCGAUCGGUGGAGAGAUGGAGACGGAGGGAGAGCAGAACGACAGAAAGAUGAGAGAAGAGAUGCAUCUCCAGGUUGGGACAGAGAGCACGGGCGACAACGGAAUCGCAGGGACGAAUGGGACCGAGGUGGCAGGGAUUAUCAUAAAGACAGGAGGGACUCCAGACGAUACAGGGACAGGAGUAGCGAGAGAGAAUCUAACCGAGAGAAGGAAGAAAGGAGAUAUCGGGACUCGUACAGAGAGUCAGAAAAAAGAUGACUCGGCUAUAAACUUUUUGUUGAUUUUGCAAGGCUUGCUUUUUCCUAAAUAAAAAAAAAAGCAAGUAAUUUUUAAGGCGGGUCAAAGAUCUGGAUGGGACAGAGCUAAGUGCACAGAAAAGCGUAAACUGAGUCUGAGUAUGAAGAACCCAUCGUUGUGCUUGGUUUGCAUUCCAUAGUAAAAUAUAUUAAAUUACCAAGAUUUCUAGAGAGAGUUGCCUUUGUUGCAUUAAUCAGGAUGUUGAAGAAACCUAAGAGAUGUUGAAUAUCUGUACCAGAAAAUUUGAUUAUAUGAAUUAUAUGAAUAAAAACCACAACGACAGCA
This is a messenger RNA of Clarias gariepinus (North African catfish), 1240 nucleotides long. RefSeq names its product small nuclear ribonucleoprotein 35 (U11/U12) (gene snrnp35). The record is from RefSeq and is a predicted model, not a curated record. Gene Ontology annotation, biological process: mRNA splicing, via spliceosome. Gene Ontology annotation, cellular component: U12-type spliceosomal complex; precatalytic spliceosome. Gene Ontology annotation, molecular function: mRNA binding; snRNA binding. NCBI's taxonomy places the organism in Eukaryota, Metazoa, Chordata, Actinopteri, Siluriformes, Clariidae. Bases 134 to 916 code for a protein of 260 amino acids. The transcript has 2 exons.